Molecule: messenger RNA, 7394 nt
Organism: Haplochromis burtoni (Burton's mouthbrooder)
Lineage: Eukaryota; Metazoa; Chordata; Actinopteri; Cichliformes; Cichlidae
Gene: ptprfa
Product: protein tyrosine phosphatase receptor type Fa
Exons: 36
Coding region: 1-5970 (1989 amino acids)
Biological process (GO): protein dephosphorylation
Molecular function (GO): protein tyrosine phosphatase activity; protein binding
Source: RefSeq, a predicted model, not a curated record
AUGUUGUGGAUGGCCUUCAACUAUUUCAGCGUACCAAACCACAUCACAGGACUGGUCAAGACGUACUUUCAGGAUUUACAGUUUUGUGUGACAGCUGAGAAUGCCGCUACAGCCUGGGAGCACCUGGAAAUUGGAGAUUUCCGCUCUGGCAUUUAUCAUGGCAAUGGAGUUGGUCCUGAGGGCAUCCUGGGAAAGGAUGGUGCUGGGCUGUUUUUACGGCUGGGUGUGGCUACAGGCAUGAAACAGCUUUUGAAAGAGCAUGUUGUUAUUGCAGGACUUAAAGCAAGCACGCCCAGCUUCAUCAAGUCCCCCGAGGAUCAAACGGGGAUUUCGGGAGGAGUGGCGUCGUUCGUAUGCCAGGCGGUCGGUGAGCCCAAGCCUCGCAUUACCUGGAUGAAAAAGGGAAAGAAAGUCAGCUCCCAGCGCUUUGAGGUGAUUGAGUUUGACGACGGCUCAGGCUCAGUGCUGCGUAUCCAGCCGCUGAGGACCCACCGCGAUGAGGCCAUCUAUGAAUGCACCGCCACCAACAGCGUGGGAGAGAUCAACACCAGCGCCAAGCUCACUGUCUUAGAGGAGGACCAGAUACCACACGGCUUCCCCACCAUAGACAUGGGCCCCCAGCUGAAGGUUGUGGAAAGAACGCGUACGGCUACAAUGCUGUGUGCAGCCAGCGGAAACCCCGAUCCAGAGAUCUACUGGUUCAAAGAUUUCCUGCCUGUGGAUAUUAGUAGCAGCAAUGGGCGCAUUAAGCAGCUGCGAUCAGGUGGUACACCAAUAAGAGGAGCGCUUCAGAUUGAAAACAGCGAGGAGUCGGACCAGGGCAAAUAUGAGUGUGUGGCUGUCAACAGCGCCGGGACUCGUUAUUCGGCUCCGGCUAACCUUUAUGUUCGAGAUCAACGGGAAGUUCGCCGUGUGCCGCCCCGUUUCUCCAUCCCCCCCACCAAUCAUGAGGUGAUGCCUGGAGGCAGCGUCAACCUGACCUGCGUCGCAGUCGGCGCUCCCAUGCCUUACGUCAAGUGGAUAAGUGGUGAAGUGGAGCUGACCCGGGAGGAUGAGAUGCCCAUUGGCCGCAAUGUUCUGGAGCUCACCAACAUCCGCCAAUCUGCCAAUUACACCUGUGUGGCCAUAUCCUCCCUGGGCAUGAUCGAGACUACAGCUCAGAUCACAGUCAAGGCUCUUCCCAAGAUGCCCACUUCCCUCACUGUGACAGAAACCACGGCUACCAGCGUCACCCUGACUUGGGACUCCGGCAACCCAGAACCUGUGUCCUACUAUGUUAUUCAGUAUCGUGCCAAAUUGUCUGAGAACGGUUUCCAGGAAGUAGAUGGUGUCGCCACAACCCGCUACAGCAUUGGUGGCCUCAGCCCCUUCUCUGAAUACGAGUUUCGUGUCAUGGCUGUGAACAACGUUGGCCGGGGUCCUCCCAGCAGCAUCGUGGACACCCGUACAAGUGAGCAAGCACCCUCAUCACCACCUCUUCAUGUCCAGGCACGCAUGCUGAGCUCCAGCACCAUGCUGGUCCAGUGGGAGCCUCCCGAAGAGCCCAAUGGCCAAAUCCGGGGCUAUCGGGUCUACUACAGCGCAGAUCACGAUGCCCCGCUCAGCGCCUGGCAGAAGCACAACACAGAUGACAGCCAUUUCACCACCAUCUCAGGCCUGGCAACAGAUAUCACCUACAGCCUGAGGGUGCUGGGCUUCACCUCAGUGGGAGAUGGGCCUCCGUCUGACACUCUACAGAUCAAAACCAGGCAGGGAGUUCCAGCUCAGCCGUCUGACUUUGACGGUGAGGCUGAGCUAGACUCACGCAUCAUGCUGUCAUGGCUUUGGCCUGUCCAGGAACCCAUCAUUAGCUUUGAACUGGUGUACUGGGAAGCCAACAAUCCCACAGACAAGCACCGCGUCACUUUCGAUGCAGCAGGCUCCUAUGCAGUCGAUGGUCUGAAGCCAGACACGCUGUACGUCUUCUCCCUGGCAGCCCGAUCUGAGAUGGGCUUAGGCGUCUUCACUCAGCCUAUUGAAUGCAGGACAGCUCAGUCCACCCCAUCAGCCCCACCCCAGGAAGUACAUUUGCUCAGCCUCAGUUCCACCAGCGUCGAGGUGAGGUGGGUGGCCCCGCCCACAGACAGCCAGCACGGUGAGAUUGUUGGCUACUCCCUGGCCUACCAAGCACUCACGGGAGAGGACCAGAAACGCCACCAGGUGUCAGGGAUUGGUCCUGAUAUCACCAGCUACAUUUUGGAGGACCUGGAGAAGUGGACGGAGUAUUUGGUGUGGGUGAGGGCUCACACAGAUGUUGGGCCAGGUCCAGAGAGCUCUGCAGCUAAAGUCAGAACCAAGGAAGAUGUGCCUGGAGCUCCUCCCAGGAAGGUGGAGGUAGAGGCCCUGAACUCUACUGCCCUCAGGGUGAGCUGGAAGCCCCCGCUGUCCGUGAAGCAGCAUGGGCAGAUCAGAGGAUACCAGCUGGUUUACUCCAGGCUAGAGAACGGGGAGCCCCACGGCCAGCCGGUCAUCCUGGAUGUUAACCUCCCUGAAGCUCAGGAGGCCUUAAUAGCAGGUCUGCUCCCAGAAACAACCUAUUCUGUGACUGUGGCUGCAUAUACUACCAAGGGUGACGGAGCUCGCAGCAAGGCCAAGGUGGCCACCACCACAGGAGCAGUUCCUGGAAAGCCCACUAUGAUGAUCAGCACCACCAUCGGGAACACCGCUCUAAUCCAGUGGCAGCCCCCUAAAGAAAUGGUUGGGGAGCACAUGGGAUACCAGCUGCAGUACAAGAGAGCAGAGGAGGAAGCUUUCACCAUUAAACACUUCAAGAAGACAGAUGAUCAUUUCACAGUCACCGGCCUCCACAAGGGUGCCGUGUACAUCUUCAAACUGUGUGCCAAAAACAGAGCAGGGAACGGGGAGGAGUAUGUAAAAGAGAUCAGCACCCCUGAGGACAUUCCCAGCAGCUACCCACAAAACCUGAGCGUGGUCGGCCUUACUGCAACUUCCACCAAACUGGCCUGGGACCCGCCUCCUCUGGCUGAAAGAAAUGGGAAGAUUGUGAAGUAUGUGGUGAUGUACCGAGACAUUAACAGCCCGAACAACAGCACCAACGUUACCACAGAUACACAGAUGACCGUCUACGGUUUGCAGCCUGACACAACCUAUGACAUAAGAGUCCAAGCUUUCACCAGCAAGGGUGGAGGACCUAUCAGCCCCAGCAUCCAGAGCAGGACCAUGUCCACCUCCAUGCCAGAUCUUCCCUCAGUGUUUACCAAGAACUUUGGUGUGAAGGCUGUGACAAAGACCUCGGUCCUGCUGACCUGGGAAGUGCCAGAAACAUACAAAUCUCAAGUGCCUGUCAAGAUUCUGUACAACCAGCAGAGUGUGGAGGUUCAAGGCAACUUGAAAAGGAAGCUGAUCACACAGCUGCAGCCAGACACUGAUUAUUCGUUUGUGCUAAUGAGCCGAGGGAAUAGUGCUGGCGGCCUCCAGCAGCAGGUCUCCAUCCGAACGGCUCCGGACCUUCUGACGGUGAAACCAGCUCAACACCAUAUAGAUGUGGAGGAAGGUGGUAAAGUGACUAUCAGCCUGCCGAAGGUCCCGGACGCAGCGGCUGUCAGGUGGUACUACAUAGUGGUUGUCCCUGUCACUCCAGUUUCUCUGAGGAGAUGGGAAAACCCUGAAGACAUGGACAUACAAGAGCUUCUGGAGUCCGGUGCUGACAGCAGCCUGCAGAGAAGGAAAAGGCAGAGCAAUGACUUCCUGCAGCCCUACAUCGCCGCCAAGCUGGAUACGCUCCCUGAGAUCUUCACUCUGGGUGAUGAAAAGAAAUACAGCGGCUUCUACAACAAACCGCUCCCUGGACAGCAGCAGUACCGCUGCUUCGUUUUGGCUGACCUGACGGACCACGAGUCUCAGAGGACAUUUGCAGCCAGCCCUUUCUCUGAUCCCUUCACGGUGAAGAUCAGUGGGGUUAUUCGACAACCACAAGAAGACCCAGAGAUGCUGUGGGUGAUGGGUCCGGUGCUGGCAGUCAUUCUGAUUAUCAUUAUAGUCAUCGCUAUUUUACUCUUCAAAAGCAAACAAGAAAGGAAACGAACGUCUCCAGCCAAGGAUGAGCACAUGGCAGGAGUGAAGGACUCGCUGCUGGCCCACUCGUCAGAUCCUGUGGAGAUGAGGAGACUCAACUAUCAGACACAAGGUUCCAGUGUCCUCAGUUGCCCGAAUACUCCAAGGAUGAGGGAACAUCCUCCCAUCGCUGUUUGUGACCUGGCCGACCACAUUGAGAGACUCAAGGCCAACGAUGGUCUGCACUUCUCUCAGGAGUACGAGUCUAUUGAUCCAGGACAGCAGUUCACCUGGGAGCACUCCAACCUGGAGGUCAACAAGCCAAAGAACCGUUAUGCAAAUGUUAUUGCUUACGACCACUCCAGGGUCAUCCUCACACCCGUGGACGGAGUUCCAGGUAGUGACUAUAUAAAUGCCAACUACAUUGACGGGUACAGGAAACAGAACGCUUACAUCGCUACCCAGGGUCCGCUGCCAGAGACGCUAAGUGACUUCUGGAGGAUGGUAUGGGAGCAGAGGACAUGCACCAUCGUUAUGAUGACUCGCCUGGAGGAGAAGUCACGGGUGAAAUGUGACCAGUAUUGGCCCAGUCGAGGCACGGAGACGUACGGGAUGAUUCAAGUGACCAUGUUGGACACGCUGGAGCUGGCUACGUACAGUGUGAGAACGUUUGCCCUCUAUAAGAAUGGCUCCAGUGAAAAAAGAGAAGUUCGACAGUUCCAGUUUCUGGCUUGGCCGGACCAUGGAGUGCCUGAGUAUCCGACCCCAACACUGGCCUUUCUACGCAGAAUCAAGUCCUGCAAUCCUCAAGAUGCCGGACCCAUGGUGGUUCACUGCAGUGCCGGUGUGGGCCGGACGGGCUGCUUUAUUGUGAUUGACGCCAUGUUGGAGAGGAUGAAACACGAGAAGUCGGUGGACAUAUACGGUCAUGUGACGUGCAUGCGAGCUCAAAGGAACUACAUGGUGCAGACAGAGGAUCAGUACAUAUUCGUCCAUGAGGCCCUGCUGGAAGCUGCAGUCUGUGGCAACACAGAAGUCCCUGCCCGCAACCUGUACGCCCACAUCCAGAAGCUCACCCAGGUGCCCGCUGGAGAGGCGGUGACAGCUAUGGAACUGGAGUUUAAGAAACUGGCCAACUCUAAAGCACAUACCUCAAGAUUCAUCAGUGCCAACCUGCCGUGCAACAAAUUCAAGAACCGCCUGGUGAACAUCAUGCCUUUCGAGUCUACUCGCGUCUGCCUGCAGCCAAUCAGAGGGGUGGAGGGCUCUGACUACAUCAAUGCCAGCUUCAUCGACGGGUACAGGCAGCAGAAAGCCUACAUGGCCACCCAGGGCCCGUUAGCCGAGACCACAGAGGACUUCUGGAGAAUGCUGUGGGAGCACAACUCCACCAUCGUAGUGAUGCUCACUAAACUCCGAGAGAUGGGACGGGAAAAGUGCCAUCAGUACUGGCCUGCUGAGCGCUCUGCACGUUACCAGUACUUUGUUGUGGACCCGAUGGCCGAGUACAACAUGCCUCAGUACAUCCUCCGAGAGUUCAAAGUCACUGAUGCCCGGGAUGGUCAAUCGAGGACCAUCAGGCAGUUUCAGUUCACGGAUUGGCCAGAGCAAGGAGUGCCAAAAACCGGGGAGGGAUUCAUUGACUUCAUUGGCCAAGUGCAUAAAACUAAAGAGCAAUUCGGACAAGAUGGACCCAUCACUGUUCAUUGCAGUGCUGGUGUUGGGAGGACUGGUGUGUUUAUUACUCUGAGCAUCGUUCUGGAAAGGAUGAGGUAUGAAGGAGUGGUCGACCUCUUCCAGACCGUCAAGACUCUCCGAACUCAGAGACCGGCUAUGGUGCAGACAGAGGAUCAGUACCAGCUGUGCUACCGGGCUGCUCUGGAGUACCUGGGAAGCUUUGAUCACUAUGCAACAUAACCCUGCCCAGAAAGAAGCCCUCAGAGGAGAUCUGUGUCUCUUCUGAGCCACAUCCACUCUGCUCCAUUGGCCCCUGCAGGCUGAUGAGGAGGCUCUGAAGAGGACUGAUGAGGAGAUGACCACAGCAGGAAUCAGGAGAGAUUAAUGGAAAGAGGAGAGGUGAUGUGAUGACCUCCCCCUCCUGGACUGGUGCCAUGAUUCUGCCACAGACCCCACACAAAAACCUCCCAAAAAACAACCCUGAAAGACUCGUACUGUACUCAUGCCUCAUUCUGAUCCCUGCGACUCCCCAAUUUCUGCCUCCUCAAAAUAGCAAAAACUAUUUUUCUGCUACUUUCAUUUAUAUCCAUCAUUACUAUGUUGUUAGCCAUUAUUAGAGUUUAUUUUGUGAUCACUUACAUUGGUUACUAUAUGUCUUAAUGGGUCUUUUCUUAAUUUGCUUCUCUUAUUUUUCUUAAUUUUUAAUAGAGGACAUGUAUUUUCAACAUGAUCCAAGUCAUUAAUACUGGACGCCGUAUAUUCACAGCUGCUAAUGAUUUUUUUAUUUUAUACCACAGAUAUGAUAUUCUAAUGUUUAUCGUUAUUCGGUUGGUCUUAUUUAGAGGGAAACUUGGAGAGUGAUGAUCUCUACUAGACAGAUCAACUGAGCAAAUAAGGUUUGUGACCUGCAGUAUGAAAUACAUCACAGCUAUAAAUUUGCAAAGACUCAUCACAUCUGAAGAACUGCAAGCAUGUACAGAGUUUUUUGUCAUUAAAUAAUGUUCUCAGAGUCUUCGGAGAUCUGGAGGCUUUCAGCAAAAGAAUAAUGAAGCAGUUGGAAAAGUUGUGGACUCAGGUAGACUAACACAGAUGGCCUGUUCAUGAGUGUUUUUGUGAAAUAAGUGUGACGUCAAAUGCAGAGCUCGUGCUCCACACGUAAAAAAUGAAAUUCUGACACCUGGAGAAAAAAAAGAAUAAAACCCCAACAUCAGAAGAUCCUCUGUGAGCAACAUUAGUGACAGUGAGGACAAAAAACUACCUUUUAACAGGAAGAGACCUCUCACAGAGCCAGGCUCAGAAAGGAGCAGCCAUACACAACUGUCCAUUGGAGGAAUGAGGGGAAAUAGAAGCGAAAAAAGGGAUCGUGAAAAUGAACAACAGACAAUAUUCUGGGAUGAAUUUUAAUCAGAUUGGUUUUGUUGCUUCUCCUUGAAGGAUUAACUUCACUCUUUAUUUCUGUUAUUGUCAGCAAAUGCCAUAAAAAACCCAACAGCACAAGUUACACACUGCAGUGUAGGGAAACACAGUCAGGACCUCUGGUAGACUUUCUUUGCUUAGCUGUGAUCAGCUCAAAUGUGCUGCUGCUGCGACGCCAGUACUCGCUGCUCUUUGUGGAUUUACACAACUGAAUUCAAAACGAUAUCAGGUGAUGUUACAUGAACCCA